Leptinotarsa decemlineata (Colorado potato beetle) is the source of this 2481-nucleotide messenger RNA. It is a transcript of the gene AIF, whose product is annotated as Apoptosis inducing factor. Gene Ontology annotation, molecular function: protein dimerization activity; NAD(P)H oxidase H2O2-forming activity; FAD binding. The record is from RefSeq and is a predicted model, not a curated record. Gene Ontology annotation, cellular component: cytoplasm; mitochondrion. NCBI's taxonomy places the organism in Eukaryota, Metazoa, Arthropoda, Insecta, Coleoptera, Chrysomelidae. Gene Ontology annotation, biological process: apoptotic process; mitochondrial respiratory chain complex assembly.
UAGUCUAUGACAUUCUGACAUCGGCGAAGGCAGUGAACUAAGGUUAUGUUUUAUGUUGGUUACAGAAAAUUUUCGAGAAUAUAAAGAUCGUAGAGAACCCGAUUACUUUAAAACAAAACACUACUUUUGAAUCUCAAUCAAAAUUAACCAUCAAAACUUCAUUUCAUCAACUCAAUUUCUCCAAAUACGAGCUGGAACUAUGGUACACAUCCAUGUGUUCUUGUAGCUAAAUUAAACUUUAUGCAUUCACAAUUCACGGCUAAGAACCUGAAAAGAUGUUUAGAAUUAUAAGACUAAGCAAGUAUUUUACAUGUAGGUCUGUCAAAAUACAUUCCUGUAGAACUACUGCUAGUGACCCAAUUUUGGAUAAAAUUUUGUUGAGGCCACAUUUGUUUGCCCUGAAGAGUUCUUUCAGCAGUAAACCUAAAGAUGGUGAAGGAAAGGUAGGUGGAAAAGAGUCCAUUCAAACCCAUCCUUGUUCCAACCCAUCCCAGCAAGAGAAAUCCCAGCCACCAAAUUUAAAACUGAAGGAAUGUAAACCUGUUGAUAUAAAUCCUACCAGACCUAGUACCAGCCAUCAAACGCGAAUUCCAUCUAUUCAAGAUUGUAAAUCUCCUGAUUUAAUGAGUCAGUAUCCAGAUAGAAAAUGUGGAUGGGAAGAACAAGAUCAACACUAUCGAAACAAAAACAAAAAAUUACUUCUGUUCGGUUUAUUAUUUACAGCAGUUACACUAGGGACUCUGUGGUGGAUAGGCCUCUUGGAGCACAAAGAAAAAGAUAAACCAGUAGUAAAGAAACAAACAACAGAUCAAAUUAAGAAAGUUAAAAAAAAGAGAACGGUUGUGAAAAUCCCAGCCACAUCGAAGGAUAUUCCAAAAGAAGUUCCUUACCUGCUGAUUGGAGGAGGAACUGCCUCGUUUUCCGCAUUCCGUGCCAUCAAAUCUGCUGAACCAACAGCUAAAGUGUUGGUAGUGAGUAAUGAACCAUUUUAUCCUUAUAUGCGCCCUCCUCUGUCAAAAGAAAUCUGGUUCAAUGAUGAUAAGGAAUCUGUAAAAAAGUUCAUUUUCAAGCAGUGGAAUGGGUCUGAGAGAAGUUUGUUCUACGAACCUGAUGAUUUUUACUUAGAUUGCAAAGAUCUCAUGAAUAGUAAAAAUGGAGGUGUUUCUGUAGCUCGAGGUUGGAAAAUAACCCAUCUGGACGUUAUGGAAAAAAUGGCCUAUUUAGAUGAUGGAACUGCAAUACACUAUGACAAGUGUCUUCUAGCUACUGGUGCUACACCGAUGUUGUCCCCUGUUUUCCAAGUGGCUGUUGCUGAUGAAAAAGUUGGAGAAAAGGUAAAAGUCUACAGGAGUAUCUAUGAUUUCGAAGACACCCUCGAACGCUUUGAGGAAUCAAAAAGUAUUGCGAUAAUAGGUGGAGGAUUUUUGGGAAGUGAAUUGGCUUGUGCUAUGGCUCGAAAAGGUGAUGCCACAAACUGAAGUUCUCGGGGUCAAAUCCGUUGCUAAGGGAUUAGAAUUGACUUUGAAUAAUGGAAAAGUAAUAACAGUAGAUUACGCCAUCGUUGCUGUUGGAGUGGAACCGAACACAGAACUAGCAGAAAAGUCUGAUUUGGAAGUUGAUCCAGAACUUGGUGGAUAUUUAGUGAAUACCGAAUUGCAAGCUAGGACUGAUUUGUACAUUGCCGGUGAUUGUGCAUGUUUUUAUGAUCCCAGGCUGGGUAGGAGACGGAUUGAACAUCAUGAUCAUGCUGUGGUUACUGGCAGAUUGGCCGGAGAGAACAUGACAGGGUCUCGAAAGCCCUAUCUACAUCAGAGCAUGUUUUGGUCUGAUUUGGGUCCGGACGUCGGAUACGAGGCCAUAGGAAUAGUAGAUUCGUCACUUCCAACUGUUGCGGUAUUCGCUAAAGCGACAGAUAAGGAUAGCCCGAAAGCUGUGGUGACCGCUACGGAUGAGGGGAUCCGGUCAAAUAUAGAACAAGAACAGGUACCUCCUGAGUGUGACAAAUACCUCUCGGAUGAACAAAAGGCUGAAAUAGCUGAGACGCGAAAACACAGCAGUGCUCCAAACACAGCAGAAGGAGAAGAUUUUGGAAAGGGCGUAAUAUUCUAUCUGAGAAACGAUAUUGUAGUUGGAGUGGUGUUGUGGAACGUUUUCAACAGGAUGUCAGUUGCCAGACAAGUGUUGAAGGACCAGAGAAAGUACGAGGAUCUUAACGAAGUCGCGAAAUUAUUCAACAUUCACGAGGAUUAACGGAACGUCGAGUUUCAAAGGUGAUCAACGAGAACCAACCAAAAACUACUAAGUGGAUGUGUUCGUUCGUAAAAUAAGUAUCCAAACAUCUGAUUUGGUCCUAUCAUUUUUUCAGGAUGUUUGCUAUUUCUGUUAUUAAUUAUAAGAUGUUUAUUUUUACCUGGAAACAAUUUUCCUUGAUAUUUUCUGGUAUCAGUGACAGCAUUUGGUUAAUAAAUUUGAGAAAAUAUA